AUGGCAUUCAACGAAGAGCAUGGGGAAAAGGAGGUCUUCAGAAACCGCUCAGAAGUGAUUGCUAUGGAAAAAUUGACCGAUCAAAUCGGAGGAAGCUCCUCUAUCUUGCCUAGACCGGGAGUAGUUCACUUUUCUGACUGCGAUACAAUGAAGCUGACUACUGACGAAGAAGGGAAGGCAAAACCGCCAAAGAAAAAAAAGAGAAAUUUUAAGCUGCCGCAAAAAAAGGUGAAAAAGUACGAAGGGGUUAGACAAAGAAAGCAGGGUAAGUGGGUUCCAGAUGUUCGAGUCUUAGGUACUAAAGAUCGAAUCUGGAUAGGAACAUUUAGUACUGUUGAAGAAGCUACUUUGGCUUAUGACAAGACUAUCAAUGAAAUGAAAGGUGCUUACGCUGUGACAAAUAUCCUCAAGCCACCACCAAGAUACCCUUCACCAAUGGAAAUCAUCUACAUGAAUCCACCAUCUUCAUCCAUAUAUAAUGCUAGGAUUUAA
Messenger RNA from Capsicum annuum, 492 nucleotides. RefSeq names its product ethylene-responsive transcription factor CRF5-like. Gene Ontology annotation, biological process: regulation of DNA-templated transcription. Gene Ontology annotation, molecular function: DNA binding; DNA-binding transcription factor activity. The transcript is spliced from 2 exons. The coding region runs from base 1 to 492 and encodes 163 amino acids. Lineage: Eukaryota; Viridiplantae; Streptophyta; Magnoliopsida; Solanales; Solanaceae. The record is from RefSeq and is a predicted model, not a curated record.